UAGAUUUUUUUAUUAAGAAAAUUUUAGUUUUUUUAACCUUAACAUUCCCAGAAGGCAAUGUAUUUGACCAGAUGCUGAGGUUUUACUUUCACGUAAAGAAAAUAAAAUGUGUAGAGAAAAUGUCUUCCCUGUGCUAUAAUUUAUUUCCCCAGUAGGUGACGCUGUCGGCUCACAUGCAGCAUAUCCAUGCCAUGGGAGGCACACGUUGACUCCAGCCUAACGACUCCCCGUCUCGUCAUCAUUUGUAACCAUAGAGCAUGAAUUACCUCUUGAAGUCAUCAGUGAGAAUUUACGACUGGUCAACAAAAGCACGUGAUUCCCAAACGCACCCCCACCCCCAUAUUUGGCCGCAUACAUAGCAAAAACGAAGUACAGUGCAUUGCUAUAAUUCAUUAAUACAUCAUAAAUCGUGAAGCACAGCGUUAUAACGACCAAGAUCUACAAAUCAAGCCCUCUAAAACAACCUAAAUGAGCUCUUACUUUGUAAACUCGUUCUCAGGGCGCUACCCAAAUGGCCCCGACUAUCAGUUACUAAAUUAUGGAACUAGCAGCAGCGCUAUGAACGCUUCGUACAGGGACUCCGGCACCAUGCAUUCAGGCUCUUACGGCUACAACUACAAUGGGAUGGACCUAACCGUCAAUCGUUCAACCAACACGGGCCAUUUCGGGGCUGUUGGGGACAACUCCCGCGGCUUCCAGUCUCCAGCGCCGGAGACGCGAUUCCGGCAGCCGUCAAGCUGCUCUCUCGCGUCUCCGGAACCGCUGCCCUGCUCCAACAGCGAAAGCCUGGGACCCAAAGGCACUUCGCCCCCCUCCGACCAAAGCGUCUCCGCUGCGGGUAGUAACCUUACCAACAGCACACAUUUCACAGAAAUCGACGAGGCCAGUGCUUCAUCCGAGACCGAGGAAAGCUCCCACAGAGCGGCCAACACAGCUCCCCGGACGCAACAGAAGCAAGAGUCUACGGCAACCUCCACCACUCCUGCGACUACGGAUGGCCAAGCACCACAGAUAUUUCCCUGGAUGCGGAAACUACAUAUUAGUCAUGAUAUGACUGGACCAGACGGCAAAAGGGCCCGAACUGCCUAUACCCGCUAUCAGACGCUAGAGCUGGAAAAAGAGUUCCAUUUCAAUAGGUAUCUCACCCGGAGGAGGAGGAUAGAGAUAGCCCAUGCUCUAUGCCUCUCAGAACGACAGAUUAAGAUCUGGUUCCAAAAUCGGCGGAUGAAAUGGAAAAAGGACAAUAAGUUGAAGAGCAUGAGCCUGGCUACCGCAGGUAGCGCUUUUCAGCCAUAGUGGUAACGCAAACCCUACUCUAAGUGUUGUGCAAAUGAAAUCAGCAGGAAAAUUAGAAGAAAAUAGAUUUCAAUACACUACAAAGAGUACUGUAAAAGCGGCACCUUUCGGCAUGUUGUUUGAUGUUUAAAGCAACUUAAUCUUCUACUGUGGUACUGCUAAAAUUAAAAGGAAGUUAGUGUGCAUAGCCUGUUCUUUUAAUACUAUGAUUAUUAUUUGGGGGGGGGGGGGGGGGGGGGGGGGGUAGAAAAAUCUAAAAUGCCGCCAGUUGUCCUUGUUAUGAAUAUUGUUUGUGCAAGUGCUAUGUUAAUGCUUUCUUGAGAGUUAGCAUGUGAGCUCUUAAAUGUUAUAACUUAUUUACUACCUAUAAACGUAUAUACCUUUGAGUUUACAGCUUAGAGAAGCCUCUGCCCAAAUAUGAAGUGAAGCUCUAGUUUAGUGGUGACUGCAGCAAGUUCAGCAGAAGCCUAAAUGUGUUCAUUGGUCCUAUAUGUUUUAACGUCAUUGUCUGGAUAAAUUCAUCGAACCUUUUUAAUGUGUUCAAGUUCUUCAAUGAUUAUAUAUUUUUUGUUUUUGAAAAGGGGAAAUAAUGUAAAUAGUUCUCAUUCGAUUCCUGUAUCCGGUCAUACGUGUGUAUAGUUAUAUUCGAAAAAUGUAAUUGUAUAUUACUGAAUCAUGUUUAUGUUCCCCUCAAAAACGUUGUACAUACUGAACAUUUUUAUUGUGACUAGUUGGCUAUUUGUAGUAGGCAGAGUUAAUGGCAAACGUGUAUGGAAAGCGACAAAAGCUAUUGUCAUGUUGAACUGCCUGUAAGCAUUUGCCAAUAAGCUUUUUGUAUUUGUUUGUAGCUUAACUUGGAGUAAAAAAUAAAGUUCCCCAUAUUCAGAUCCAA
Molecule: messenger RNA, 2188 nt
Organism: Astyanax mexicanus (Mexican tetra)
Lineage: Eukaryota; Metazoa; Chordata; Actinopteri; Characiformes; Acestrorhamphidae
Gene: hoxb5a
Product: homeobox B5a
Exons: 2
Coding region: 469-1296 (275 amino acids)
Biological process (GO): regulation of transcription by RNA polymerase II; anterior/posterior pattern specification
Cellular component (GO): nucleus
Molecular function (GO): RNA polymerase II cis-regulatory region sequence-specific DNA binding; DNA-binding transcription factor activity, RNA polymerase II-specific
Source: RefSeq, a predicted model, not a curated record